This is a messenger RNA of Odocoileus virginianus texanus, 2563 nucleotides long. NCBI's taxonomy places the organism in Eukaryota, Metazoa, Chordata, Mammalia, Artiodactyla, Cervidae. The record is from RefSeq and is a predicted model, not a curated record.
AGCACCCAGUGCAGCAGCUGCAGGGACCAGCCUCCCCCCUGCACCCUCCCCUCUCACCCUAGGACAUCUCCCUGAGAUCUAGAAUGGACCGAGAGAAAAAUGCCCGGCGGUGGCUUUUCUACCUCCUGCUGCCGGUCCUGUUCUACGGUGUUGGAGGCACCAUCCCUACCCCUCAGAGGCUCUACGGGGAGGUGACAUCCCCUUUGUUCCCCAAGCCUUACCCUAACAAUUUUGAGAGGACCACUGUGAUCACAGUACCCACGGGGUACAGGGUGAAGCUUGUCUUCUGGCAGUUUGACCUGGAGCCUUCGGAAGGUUGUUUCUAUGACUAUGUCAAGAUUUCUGCUGAUAAGAAGACCAUGGGGAGGUUCUGUGGGCAGCUGAGUUCUCCCCUGGGCAACCCCCCAGGAAGGAAGGAAUUCAUGUCCCAAGGGAACAAGAUGCUGCUGACCUUCCACUCGGACUUCUCCAAUGAGGAGAACGGCACCAUCAUGUUCUACAAGGGCUUCCUGGCAUACUACCAAGCCGUGGACCUGGACGAAUGUGCCUUGCAGCUCAACUCGGUUGAGGAGGACACCCCGCCUCGGUGCCAACACUUGUGCCACAACUACGUCGGCGGCUAUUUCUGCUCCUGCCGUCCAGGCUAUGAGCUCCAGCAGGAUGGGCGUUCCUGCCAGGCCGAGUGCAGCAGCGAGCUGUUCACGGAGCCCUCCGGCUACAUCUCCAGCUUGGAGUACCCCCAACCCUACCCCCCCGACCUGCGCUGCAACUACAGUAUCCGAGUAGAGCGGGGCCACACCCUCCACCUCCAAUUCCUGGAGCCUUUUGAAAUUGAUGACCACCAGCAAAUACACUGUCCCUACGACCAGCUGCAGAUCUAUGUCAAGGGGAGGAACAUUGGUGAGCUCUGUGGAAAGCAAAGGCCCGAGCACAUUGAUGCCCAAAGCAACUCGGUGGACCUGCUCUUCUUCACGGACGAGUCAGGGGACAGCCGGGGCUGGAAGCUGUACUACACUAGUGAAGUCAUCAAGUGCCCCCAGCCGAAGACCCUGGACUCAUACACCAUCAUUCAGGACCCGCAGCCUCAAUACCAGUACCGGGACUAUUUCAUCGCCACGUGCAAAAAAGGCUACGAGCUCGUGGAGGGCAACAAGGUGCUCCUAUCCUUCACAGCUGUCUGCCAGGAUGAUGGCACAUGGCACCGAGCCAUGCCCAGGUGCAGGAUCAAGAACUGUGGGCGGCCCCGAAGCCUGCCCAAUGGGGUCUUCAAUUACAUCACCAGAGAAGGGGUGAAUACCUACGAGGCCCGCAUCCAGUACUACUGCCAUGAGCCCUUCUACAAGAUGCACACCAAAGACAGCACACGCGAGUCUGAGCGAGGUAAGGACAGGUGUACAUGGCCACCUUCUCCCUCUUGGAGGCGGGUGGCCAGGUGCUGACUUUUCUACGCCCCCCGCCCCUCCAUUGUCUCCUCACCAGUAUGCGGGAAGCCAGUCCACCCCGUGGAGCAGAGGCAACGCAUCAUUGGAGGCCAGAAGGCCAAGCUGGGCAACUUCCCCUGGCAGGCCUACACCAACAUCCACGGGCCCGGGGGUGGCGCAUUGCUGGGGGACCGCUGGAUCGUCACAGCCGCGCACACCAUUUACCCCAAGGACCACGAGGCACAGGGCAGCCCCAAUUUAGACGUGUUCCUGGGCCACAUCAACGUGGAAGAUAUCACCAAGCUGUCCAACCACCCAGUCCGUAGGGUCAUAAUCCACCCAGACUACCGCCAGGAAGAGUCCCACAAUUUUGAGGGGGACAUCGCCCUCCUGGAGCUGGAAAAUAGCGUCACCCUAGGCCCCAACCUCCUGCCCAUCUGCCUCCCAGACAACGAGACCUUCUAUGACCCGGGUCUCGUGGGCUAUGUCAGUGGCUUUGGGAUCAUGGAGGAGAGAAUUUCUCACAACCUCAGAUUUGUCCGUCUGCCAGUAGCUAGGCGAGAGAUUUGCGAGCGCUGGCUCCGGCAAAAAAACAGGAAUGAUGUGUUUUCUGAAAACAUGUUCUGUGCUGGGAACCCAGCCACAAGGCAGGAUUCCUGCCAAGGGGAUAGUGGAGGGGUCUUUGCAGUGAGUGAUAAGAAAAAUGACCGCUGGGUGGCCACGGGCAUCGUGUCCUGGGGCAUCGGGUGUGGAGAAGGGUAUGGGUUCUACACCAAUCUCCUCAACUAUGUGGACUGGAUCAAGAAAGUGAUGGAAGCAGAAGACUGAGCCCAGGAUUGCCUAGGUCAGUCCAGAGAGGAGUGUAUUACAAAAAAAAUUUUUUUAUCUGACCAGUUGUUGAUAACUUCUAAGAAUCCAUAUUAAAAUCACUAAUGCAGAAAGACACCAUGUGAAAUAAAUUCUCUUCUCUAUAGUCCCAUCUACUUUCUUCACCUGAAACAACCCAAAGUUCACCUUUAUUUCCCCAAAGAAUUGCACAAGAUAUAUUCCACCAUCUCUAGGUAUCAUUGUCCUCUUCCAUUUUUAUACCAUGGUGUAACUGAAUAUAGAAUGUCUUCCAAAUAAAAUUUUAUGGGAAAUUC